This is a messenger RNA of Rana temporaria (common frog), 1881 nucleotides long. It is a transcript of the gene TSC22D4, whose product is annotated as TSC22 domain family member 4. The transcript has 5 exons. The record is from RefSeq and is a predicted model, not a curated record. Bases 268 to 1068 code for a protein of 266 amino acids. NCBI's taxonomy places the organism in Eukaryota, Metazoa, Chordata, Amphibia, Anura, Ranidae. Gene Ontology annotation, biological process: regulation of transcription by RNA polymerase II.
AGGAAGGGGACAGACAGACAGCAGAGGCAGGACUUCCUGACAGGGGAGAGAUGUCAACAGGCAGAGGAGAGGAGAGCGGAGGGCAGCGCAGCGCCCGGGGGGGAAGAUGAAGGACGCAACGCGUAUGAAGUGUCAGCUCACGGGACACACAAGUUUACUGAGAGGGGAGAGUGACGGCAGGGAGAAUUAAGAGGGAGAGGCUGGAAGAGAAGAGCGAUUCACACAACACUUCUCCCACCAUCCGAUCUUCAGCAGGUGCCGUCUACAAUGAGCUUCGGGAAGAAACGAAGUGGCUUUCAGAUUACCAGCGUCACCAGUGACUACCAACCCUCCUCGCCAUUAUCGCCGGUCUCCCCAAACCCCUCUGCACGCUCUCCGUCCCCGACACCGCCCAAUGGUCCGCGCUCGCCUCCCACUUCCCGCUUCCGCCUAGUACGCCUGGACCAGGCCUCUCUCAGCGGGGGUCGGAAGUACCAGAAAGGACGAUGGACUUGCGUGGACUUUUACCAGCUGGAGGCGGAGGCCCAGCACAGAGCGGGGGCCGGGCACUCCCUGGACUCCGGACUCCCUCGAGCUGCCCCAGUCCUACCACCCUUACUGCUUUCACCAGGGGCAAAGGGUCAGCAGGCUCCCAGGUCUCAAGGAGCACCUAUACUCACAGGAGUGACAGAAAAGGAGAAGAUCGAUCAGCUCUCUCCACUGCCAAUGUCACCCAUCAUCACCAUACAGAGUGACAGAAGCCCAAGCCGCCCAAAGUCUGACAUCUUCAACGAGAGGCUUCUGCUGGCCCAGACCGUGUUCCGGAUUGGAGAGGGGACCGAUCAGGACAGUGCGCCCAACAGUACCGGAGCCAUCGACAACAAGAUAGAACAGGCUAUGGACCUGGUGAAAACUCACCUCCUGUUUGCCGUACGCGAGGAAGUCGAGGCUUUAAAGGAACAAAUUAAGGACCUUUCAGAACGGAACAGCCACCUGGAACACGAAAAUACUCUUUUGAGGACGCUGGCUACCUCGCAGCAGCUGUCGGAACUCAACGCCCGGAUGAAGGCCAUUAGGAAAGGAGUGUGAACACAACGGAAGCGAUCGGCGGCCUCCCGUCGAUUUUCUGAUCAUGUCAGAGGUAGAAGAUAGCAGGAAGGAAAAGUGUUUUCUACUCCAGCAACCUAACUAUGGAGGAGAACAGUGCAUACCGGGCAACGACCCCUCCAAGUGUCCCCCCCGUGUGGGUCUGUAGGGUCUCUAUGGGGGGGGGCGGGGGGUGCCAUUGGGUGUAAUGAAUUUUGCAAUAAGUGACUAGACUUUAUUUACUUAAAUGCUGCAAGUAUCAGUGUACUAAUCACCUCGUAUCAAUGAGUUUGGCUAUUGGAAUGGGAGCUGGUGCCUUAAUGGUAGAGAGUAGCAACCCCCCCUCCAAAAAAAAAAAAGAUUCACUCGAUUGUUUUGACCUACUCAUUGUCAAACAAAUUCAAUCGAGUCAGAGGUUUUCUUUUAAAAGGAGGGGUCCCGAUAUUUUUGUUCUUAAGGGGUCUAUUUAUAAAAAAAUUGACAGAGCUGUUCGUCUUGGAAAAAUUGCAUGUACAGUACAUUCAUUCUGUUCUUAGGGGCACAAAAUAGAAGUGGUUUGGGAAAGUACCACAUAAUUAUUAUUAUUAUACAGGAUUUAUAUAGCGCCAACAGUUUGCCUGUGACACUACAGAAUUCUUUGGGAAAGUACCACAUAAUGACACCAGCUCCAUCUAGUGGCGUUAUGUGGUACUUUCCCAAACCAUUCUGUUUUAUCCCAAUAACAUUUGCCCCCUCAUUCGCACAGAACAAAUGACCACGCAGCGUCACGGGACAAAUAGCUCUCCAAAUUAAUAAUAAUAAAACCCCCCAAGUGUU